CGCUGCGGUUCCUGUCCGGGUGAAGGGUGAAAGGGUGGAGCCAGUUAGGAGCCUGGAGUGAGUGGCUGCAUCUCCCUCCCUCCUACCCUCCCUCUCUGUGUCCUUGACUGGCGCCCGGGCCCUGCAACAUGUUCCGCGGAAUCUGCCAGCUCCGCAGAUGUGUGUCCAAAACUACUUCAACUUGGAGUUAUCUAACAAUCAAGCAAAAGCACACACUGCCUGAUCUGCCAUAUGAUUACGGUGCAUUGGAGCCACACAUUAGUGCGGAGAUAAUGCAGCUGCAUCACAGCAAGCAUCACGCCACCUAUGUCAACAACUUAAAUGUUGCAGAGGAGAAAUAUGCAGAGUCCCUGACAAAAGGUGAUGUCACAGCCCAGAUUGCUUUACAACCUGCAUUGCGAUUUAAUGGUGGCGGUCAUAUUAAUCACUCUAUCUUCUGGACCAAUCUGUCUCCAAGUGGAGGAGGGGAGCCUGCUGGACAGCUAAUGGAAAUCAUCAAACGAGACUUUGGCUCCUUUGAGAAAUUUAAGGAGAUGAUGUCCACAAUUUCACUGGGGGUUCAAGGCUCAGGAUGGGGAUGGCUGGGAUACAACAAGAAUUCGGGAAGGUUACAGCUUGCAGCAUGUCCCAAUCAAGACCCACUGCAAGGAACAACAGGUCUAUGCCCUCUACUUGGAAUAGAUGUGUGGGAGCAUGCAUACUAUCUGCAGUACAAGAAUGUCAGGGGUGACUAUCUAAAAGCUAUCUGGAAUGUUAUCAACUGGGAGAAUGUUGGAGAGAGACUCAAAGCUGCCAUGAAAUGAAUGGUCCUCAAUGGAGUCAACGCAGCGAGGAGUCCUGCCAUUGCUUGACUGGAAGGUUGUUACUAAACACAGUUUGCACUGUUAAGGAUAAUGUUUAAAUCAUUAAAAUAUUUUAAAAAUUCA
Molecule: messenger RNA, 926 nt
Organism: Mobula hypostoma (lesser devil ray)
Lineage: Eukaryota; Metazoa; Chordata; Chondrichthyes; Myliobatiformes; Myliobatidae
Gene: sod2
Product: superoxide dismutase 2, mitochondrial
Exons: 5
Coding region: 129-803 (224 amino acids)
Biological process (GO): superoxide metabolic process
Cellular component (GO): mitochondrion
Molecular function (GO): metal ion binding; superoxide dismutase activity
Source: RefSeq, a predicted model, not a curated record